AUGGACAUUGUUCGUAAAUUAGCCAAAGCUCUAGCCUCUAAUCAAGAUAAAGUGAGGCGAAAGGCACAGAAGCAAGUAAAAGUACUCCUUUCAAAGAAAUCAUUGAAUGGAAAAGAUGAUUGGACUUACGAACAGUUGCUGGGCAUUUGCAAAGGUCUUCACUACAGUUUAUGGAUGCAGGACAAGUUGCUGCUGAAGGAACAAACGGUCGUCCGGUUAUGUAACAUAUUACCCAAUAUUGAGGACAACACAGUCACAUUGUAUUAUUCUUAUGCCAUGUUUGAAACACUAGCAAGAGAAUGGGACAAUUUAGAUUACUGGAGGGUAGACAAAUUUAUGCUGCUCGGACGAGAAUUUUUUACGAGAGGCCUUCAGUUUAUUUCUUGCAAAAAACCUGAAAUUUUACCUUCAUUUGUGGAGGCCAUUUUCACCAAGAUAUUGAACAAUGACAUAAAUCAUGCUGUUGGUCUAAAAUUGCAUUUCUGUACUCUAAUAGGUGAAGAACUUCCGAAAAAGAACGUAAAAAUGUUAUCUCUGCAGUUAGUCUUUCAAUAUCUCCUGGUUUUACUAGCUUCCCUACCGAAACACAACAUUUACGCUCACAGUGUCCUAUCUCUGAUUACUCGGAUAACAAAGCUUAUUCGAAGACGUCCACAAUGUUGUUUGGAUCGUAUUAUGAAAUGUCUUGAGAAUAUUUUAAGCAAAGAUUCCUCCUAUAGAAACGCUUUAAAACGAGUCGACACAAAUCUAAAAAGAAUUCUGGCAAAUAGAGAAACUACAUCAGUAGCAACCGAUGGACAGAUCCCCACGUUAUGUACAGAGUCGUCACCUGAGACGACAAAUCUCGUUCUCAAUACUUGUGAGAAUAUAAAUAGUGAAGGUGGUUCAUCAGAGCUUAAGAUCGGAAAGAAAAAAAUUCCGAAGGUUUUAAAGAAGAAAAAACGGGUGAUUAAAAAACGUUCAUAUGCUGAGACCGCUAACCCCGUAAAUAUAGAGUUCAGCAAUCAAGCUGAUAAUUUUGUCGAAGAAUCACGUCCAAAGAGAAUGAAGUCUGAAAUACCCACAAAGUCUGUUGACGAAUGCACAGCAGUUCCAUGUGUAGUUCCUGAUUCUCCAUGCCCUUUUUCAGCAUGUGAUGAUGAAUCUAAACCAAACGUCGGUCAAUUUAUAUCUCCUAAUGUUUCAAUAAGUGGCAACUCUGCUUCUGUAGAAAAGUGUACUUCAAACACUCCGCUUUCUUCUGAAAGACGUGUAUCCUUCGGUAAGGUAUUUCGUAAGAAAUUUAACUCAGCUCGUUGCAUCUCCCUAACCCCACCGGUUAGUGUUAUUCCAGCCAAGGGAAUUUUAAGAAGUAACAAAUCUAUAGCUGAUGACGCGAAAGCUAACGUUUCGUUCUAA
This is a messenger RNA of Schistosoma mattheei, 1398 nucleotides long. Lineage: Eukaryota; Metazoa; Platyhelminthes; Trematoda; Strigeidida; Schistosomatidae. The record is from the annotation of a GenBank genome assembly.